This is a messenger RNA of Phytomonas sp. EM1, 948 nucleotides long. The record is from the annotation of a GenBank genome assembly. Lineage: Eukaryota; Euglenozoa; Kinetoplastea; Trypanosomatida; Trypanosomatidae.
GAGUAGUAAAAAGAGUCGCGUGCUUGUUCACAGGUAAUCAACAAUGGUGAAGCCCCAUCUUCGGCACUACCAGGUUGUCGGCCGCGAGACCCCUUCGGAGAAGAACCCCGAUCCGACCGUCUACAAAUUUGAGGUCUUCGCGCCGAACUUCGUCGUGGCGAAGAGCCGCUUCUGGCGGAUGAUGCGUCAGAAGAACAAGGUCAAGUCCACCCACGGUGAUGUGCUCUCCUGCAAGGUCGUCAAGGACGCGAAGCUGGCGGCGCGCAACUACCUCGUGGAUAUCGCGUACUACAGCCAGCGCUGCGGCUUCACGCGGAUGGUGAAGGAGUUCCGCGACGUUUCCAAGGCGGGUGCGGUGAGCCAGGCCUACCACGACCUCGCCUCCCGUCAUCGCGCGCGCUACCACAACAUCGAGCUCCUCGAGGUGAAGAGCAUCCCGAAUCACGAGGUGCGCCGCCUGAAUAUCUCGCAAUACCACCCCGCGAACCUCUCCUUCCCGCUGCUGCAGCGCCGCAUCAAGGCCGCCCGCAAGGACCGUGCGAUCUUCGUCAAGAAGGGCACCAAGCGCGCUGUGGUGCAGUAGACGUGAAAGUUCCUUUUCUACUCUGAUCUUUUGUAACUUUUUUGUUCUCAAUUUCUGACUAACACAGAUAUAUAUGUUUAUGCUGUUCAUUGGCUAUUUACGUCGGCUAUGCGCAAAACGCACCCCAUUCAGUGCGAUCAAAAACAUUUCCGAUGCAUUCUCUUCUCUCCCAUUUAUUUCUCCUCUUAUGAAAAUUGAUUAUAUGAGUAAUAUAUCAUUUUGAUAAAUUUACGACAAAAGUAGUUUUAUUUCUUAGUUUCUAAGAGUGCUUAAUCCUCAUUAUUGUUUGCACUAUAAAUAUAUAUAUAUAUUUAUGAAUAAAAAAUAUUUGCAUUGCAAAGGUAUCAUUCUUCCCACAUAUAAAA